Molecule: messenger RNA, 2673 nt
Organism: Leucoraja erinaceus (little skate)
Lineage: Eukaryota; Metazoa; Chordata; Chondrichthyes; Rajiformes; Rajidae
Exons: 10
Coding region: 1608-2555 (315 amino acids)
Source: RefSeq, a predicted model, not a curated record
UGGUCUAGUUCUCCUUAAUUCUACCACAACCAAUGAAGAAGCUGCUAAAGCUAUUGCCAACCUCUCAGAUGCUCAGUAGCUGUACCUCAUACAGAAUCACUUUAAACUGGGUCCAACAAUAAAUAUUGUGCUUACUAUAAGAAUGGAUGCUGGCGAAGAUUUAACCCUGACUAGUUACGAGCAUAUCCCUGGCUUGUAUAUAGCGAUCAUGUGGAUGGCAUCUUUUGCCUACCUUGUGCCUUGUUUGUAAACAACAGGAAAUCACUUAUCGUCAGGUUAAGGUGAGUCACAAACACAUACAAGAUGUGCAGUAAAAUGAAAGUGGCAAUGCCUGUGGAUUGUGCAAAACAACAGAACAGGUGCUCCUGAAUGUAUAUUGCCAUUCACCACUACCUCUACUAAUUACCUCUACUAAUGCAAGGGCAUUCGUUAGCCUUGCCCUGUAAACCAACUCUGGUUCCACAAAUCCUGUCAUGCCAACCCCCUUUUUGAAAAGCUUUGUACGGGCCUGUCUCUACCAGUCACAUCCUCGAAAAAUUCUAUAACAUUCGUCAGACAUGAUUUACCUUUCAUAAAUCCAUGCUGACUUUGUCCAAUGAAUUCACCACUUUCCAAAUGUGCUGCUAUCCCAUCUUUAAUAACUGACUCUAGCAGUUUCCCCACCACCGAUGUUAGACUAACUGGUCUGUAAUUCCCCGUUUUCUCUCUCCCUCCCUUUUUAAAAAGUGGGGUUACAUUAACUACCCUAGGGACAGGGGGGCAGGGGGUUCAGGGGAGAGAUCGGUGACAAUAUUCAGGCCUGAACAUGAUGACAGCACAUAUUAGACACAAGGUGCUGGAGUAAUUCACCAGGUCAAGCAGCGUUUCUGGGGAACAUGGAUUUGUGAUGUUUCGGGUCAGGACCUUCCUUCAAAAGGAUGAUGUGUCACCCAUCCAUGUUCACCAGAGAUGCUCGCUGAUCAGAGGCUGUGUGUUGACAAGUGGCCAUUACACUAACACUGACCAUCAUCUUGUGUCCCACCCACAGACUCCGUAUACAAUGACCCAUGUGUAAACCACACCGUCCUGGAUCAGCCCUGGAGGAGCACGGAUUGUUCCAACACUCAGUGCACAAAUGACCAACAAAUCUGAUAAAAAACCUUGUUGAAGGAUGGUACAGAUUCAACAGGUAAUGUGAGGAAAUAAUUCCAUCAAACUCAGUCAGUGAGGGAGGAGGAGGGGUGAGGACAAGAUGGAAGAUCAGGUCGUCAGUUAUCACAGAGGGACAGGGAGUAAAAACUGGGAUGUGGAGAUCUCAUAUUCUGUACCGUGAGAGACGGGGAGGAUAUGGGGCCGGGAUUCACCGGGAGAUUAUCUGGCAGUGGGUGAUAUUGAAAUAGGACGGGAUGCGGACAGAUUGUCCUCAAUUCCUGGUCUCUCUCUCACUGAAUAAAAGACCCCAGUUCAGGGGCUGACUCUCUGAUUGUUGUUUCAGUUCUGGAGGAUGGAAGAUUCCGGAGACUGACGUGUUCCAAAGAAUCACUGCUCCGGGAAGAGCCCAGGCUGGUUAAACGGUGCCCAUCCCAGCGUGAGAGACGGGGAGGUGACCAGAGAAGUGUGUUUCAAAGAUGUUGGUGACGGUGGGUCUGGAGAAGAGUGCAAGGACAAGCUGGACAUCAAGGUUAAAAAACUGCAGCAGUUACUUUGUGUAUGAGCUGAAGCCAACACACAGUGACCAGGUGUAUUGUACAGCCGCAGACUCCGCACUCGGUGACCCGUGUGUAAACCACACCGUCCUGGACCAGCCCUGGAGGAGCACGGAUUGUACCGACACUGAGUGCAGCAAUGGACAAUGGCAGAAUGAUGAAAAGCACGGAGUGGGGUGGUACAGAUUUAAGAGUUCUGGCGGAUGGAAGAUUCCCGAGACUGUUGUUCCCACCCAUCACUGCUCCGGGACGAGCCCAGGCUGGUUAAACGGUUCCCAUCCCAGUGUGGGAGACGGGGAGGUGAACAGGACAGUCUGUUUCACCUGGGAUGGAAACAACUGUAACAGACAGCAGGAGAUCAAGGUGAAACACUGCGGAGGUUUCUUUGUGUAUCGGCUGGAGCCCACACUCUGCUGUGACAACGUGUAUUGUACAGAUCCACACUCCGUACCAACUGGGGAAUCCCAGGAAACAACAGCCCAACCCCAGGAGGAUUUGUCCAAGGUCCCAGAACCAGAUACAAGCUCAGAUCCACCGUUGGGCACAACUCAGGAACCCCAGGGAACAACGAGUGGAGACUCUGGUCAGGGUUUGACCAGUGACCCAGCAGGGUCUGUAAGCUCAGGACCCGAGGGUGCUGGAACUGAGGCGCACAAAAAGUCAACAACCAGAGAGCCCAGCGGGACACCGUCCACUGCCCCAAAGGAAGAGACUUGUUCAGCCCCCUGGCUGCUGACGGAGAAGGAGUGCGAGAGGUUGAUCAGCGAGGCACAAGUGCUGUUCAUUGGGGACCAGGGAUCGCCCGAGGACAUGAACGUCUAUCUCCAGGAGUUACGUGAGAUACUGAGGAAGCAGCUCUACUGUAAAUAAGUCAAGCCCAAGGAUUAACAGACCGGAAAACGGAAGAAGUGGGGAAGCAGCUGAGCAGAUCCUGCAUUCGGAUCAUCAACAGAAGAUUGUGCGAGUGUGGGGUGUGGGGUGGGCUGUU